CAGAGGUGCACUUGAAGGCAGCUCCGCUGGCGGAACGUGAUCAUGGCGUUAGCAAUGUAGCAUCAGUCAGACUAAAUAUUAAGAAGAAAAACGCGUGUUUAUGGUUUUGCAGAAUGAUGGUGUUUAACAGUUCUGGAAUGUUUUGAUGUGCUAGCUGGCUAACAUUAGCAUCUGUGAGUUUAUACUGAAGUUCAUCUGGAGGUUCAUUAACAGAGUAACUUUUGUCUUCUGUUAUUGGCACCCAGUGGAGAUGGAGAAUUACAGAAAGGCCGGUGUGGUGGAGCAGCCGUGCCCUUGCCCGUUUGCCGAUCUGGCCGAGGGCACUCCUGUGGUCCGGGUCCGAGACGGCAGCAAAAUCCGCAACCUGAUGAAGUUCGUCCUGAGCCGCAUGGAACCCGGACCUGAGAAGACUUCAGAAGGGGGUGAAAAACGUGAGCGAGCGGCGGCCGCGAGCCCGGCGCGUCAGAUAGUGUUCACCGGCGUGGGGCCCAGUGUAUCCAAGGCCGUCACGUGUCUGGAAAUUCUGAAGCGGCGGGUGGCGGGUCUGCAUCAGUGCACGCGGCUGGUCUACAGCGCGCUGCAGGAGACCUGGGAGCCGCUGGAGCCGAGCGCCGGGCUCGACAGCAUCACGGUCAGCAGGAACGUCCCCGCUAUCUGGGUCCUGCUCUCCAGGGACACUUUGGACCGGAACGCGGCCGGGUACCAGGCGCCCGGGAGCUUCGACGCCCUGUGGGCGCAGGCGGCUAAAGAGGAGAGGGAGAACCAGAAGAGGAAGAGCGGAGGAAGAGGAGGAGGAGGAAGAGGAAAGGGACCUCGCAGACAGAUGCAGCGUCCCAGAGAUGAACGGAAAACACCAGGACAUCCGGGCGGGGCGCACUGAGACUGAGGGGGGUCAAUCAGUGUGACAUGGAUCUGCCAUUCAGGGAAAAUCGAGGACGACUAAAUUGGGAGAGAGUCAAACUUAAGACAUCAAGGAAUGUUUAAGGAUUAAAGAUUUAUCAUUAUUAAUUAUUAUUAUUAUUAUUUUCAGUUGUUCCUUGUGUCCAAAGCGCCUGUUUUGAAAAGUAUUUCUUUGUUUUCUUGAAUAAUUAACUAUAUUUACAAAUAAAAUGAUCUGUGCGGUCAUAUCCAA
This is a messenger RNA of Trichomycterus rosablanca, 1132 nucleotides long. RefSeq names its product ribonuclease P/MRP 25 subunit-like (gene rpp25l). Lineage: Eukaryota; Metazoa; Chordata; Actinopteri; Siluriformes; Trichomycteridae. Gene Ontology annotation, biological process: tRNA 5'-leader removal. The transcript has 3 exons. Gene Ontology annotation, molecular function: RNA binding. Gene Ontology annotation, cellular component: ribonuclease MRP complex. Bases 251 to 880 code for a protein of 209 amino acids. The record is from RefSeq and is a predicted model, not a curated record.